Olea europaea var. sylvestris is the source of this 1269-nucleotide messenger RNA. Its product is annotated as transcription factor MYB41-like. Bases 110 to 1030 code for a protein of 306 amino acids. The record is from RefSeq and is a predicted model, not a curated record. NCBI's taxonomy places the organism in Eukaryota, Viridiplantae, Streptophyta, Magnoliopsida, Lamiales, Oleaceae. The transcript is spliced from 3 exons.
CAUCUAUAAAAGGCAUUCCAUCUACGAUUUUGGACGUAAAAGUUCGCGUAUCUAACGCUUCUUGAAACCAUUUUUCUUUUUUUUUGUUUCCUACACUACAAAAUCAUCAAUGGGAAGAUCACCAUGUUGUGAUAAACACGGCCUUAAGAAGGGUCCAUGGAGUCCACAGGAAGACAUGAAGCUCACUCGUUACAUUCAAAUGCAUGGUCCCGGAAACUGGCGAUCUCUUCCAAAAAAUGCUGGGCUUGAAAGAUGUGGAAAGAGUUGUCGCCUUCGCUGGACAAAUUAUCUAAGACCUGAUAUCAAAAGAGGGAGAUUUUCAUUUGAAGAAGAAGAAACUAUUAUCCAACUACAUAGUGUUCUUGGCAAUAAGUGGUCUACAAUUGCAGCUAAGUUGUCUGGAAGAACUGAUAAUGAAAUCAAGAAUUACUGGAAUACUCGUUUACGAAAACGACUUCUUCGUAUGGGGAUUGAUCCCGUGACUCAUGCUCCGCGCCUUGAUCUUUUGGACUUAUCCUCGUCAUUUCUCAACUCCCCUGAUCAGCUUAAUCUUUCGAACCUACUUCACCUUCAAACACUUCUGAAUCCAGAAGCUCUAAGACUUGCUGCAAAUCUUCUAACAUCAAAGCACCAAACCCCUCAACUCCUAUUACAAAAACUUCAAGAAAACCAAUUAUUGAAAGCUCUGCUGCAAAACCAGGCCCCAACUUUCCAAUCUAAUCAGUUGGGAAACGCGUUUGAUAAACAGAUCCGUCCUUUGAAUCAAUCCAUUCUUCCCUAUUCUUCAGUGGAUCAAACAGAUCUCAUGCAAAGCGUGCAAGAGAGUUUCCAUGCAGCUUCUGAGCAAAUUGGGACAGAUUUGUUGGAAAACUUGAGUUUUAAUUCAGUUCUAUCGACGCCUAUAUCAAGCCCAGCUCCUUUAAAUUCAGCCACAUCAACACAUAUUCAAGUAAGCACCGAAGAUGAAAACUGCAGUGACUUUUUAAAGUUUGAAAUUCCAGAGGGUUUAGAUUUUGAUGACUUCAUGUAAAUAGAUUUUCUUUCGUUAUAGUUAGGACACCAAGAUAAUGGAUCCAUCUUAUUUGUUUGUGGUACUCUCCAUUCAGAUUUCAGGUUUUAUAUGGUUUUUCUUGUUAGUUGGACUCAUUUACAUAUUACAAAUAUUUUUAAUUACUUGUGUGUAGGGCGGAUCUAGCACCUGGCGAGCCCCAACAGCCACCCGUGCUGGAUCCGUCGGAAGCUCUUUUUUUUUUUUUUGGUUGAUGAUAG